AUGGGAGCCAUGGCUCGCCCCUUACUCUUCUGCCUCCUGCUCACUCAUCUGGGACUGGGAGCGGUGGGCGCCGGCCGCGACCCUGCGGGACGUCCGGGCUCCCCCCGAGAGAGGACCCUGCGGGGGAAGCAGCACGCCCAGCAGCCGGCCGGAGCUCCUGUCUCGGACCCCUGGGCUCCCUGGAGCCGCUCCACCGACGGCACCAUCUUGGCGCAGAAACUCGCCGAGGAGGUGCCGGUGGACGUGGCCUCUUACCUCUACACCGGGGACUCCCACCAGCUGAAGCGGGCCAACUGCUCCGGCCGCUACGAGUUGGCGGGCCUGCCGGGGAAGUCGACGGCCCUGGCCAGCUCCCAUCCCUCUCUGCACGGGGCACUGGACACGCUGACACACGCGACCAACUUCCUCAACAUGAUGCUGCAGAGCAAUAAGUCGCGAGAGCAGAACUUGCAAGACGACCUGGAGUGGUACCAGGCGCUGGUGCGGAGUCUGCUGGAGGGCGAGCCCAGCAUCUCGCGGGCGGCCCUCACCUUCAGCACCGAGUCGCUGUCCGCGUCCGCCCCGCAGGUCUUCCUCCAGGCCACGCGCGAGGAGAGCCGCAUCCUGCUUCAGGACCUGUCGUCCUCGGCACACCACCUGGCCAACGCCACACUGGAGACCGAGUGGUUCCAUGGCCUCCGGCGCAAGUGGCGGACCCACGUACAGCGCCGCGGCUCCAAUCAGGGGCCCCGGGGCCUGGGCCACAGCUGGCGGCGCAGGGACGGGCUUGGCGGGGACAAGGGCCACGUCAAGUGGUCUCCGCCUUACCUGGAGUGCGAGAACGGGAGUUACAAGCCGGGGUGGCUGGUCACUCUCUCCGCCGCUUUCUACGGGUUGCAGCCUAACUUGGCCCCAGAAUUCAGGGGUGUCAUGAAAGUGGACAUAAGUCUUCAGAAAGUGGACAUUGACCAGUGUUCGAGUGAUGGCUGGUUUUCAGGAACUCACAAAUGCCACCUUAACAAUUCGGAGUGUAUGCCGAUUAAAGGCCUCGGAUUUGUGCUUGGAGCCUAUCAGUGCAUUUGCAAAGCAGGAUUCUAUCAUCCUCGAGUCUUCUCGGUGAACAAGUUUCAGAGAAGGGGUCCGGAUCACCAUUUUGCAGAAAGUACAAAAGAUGUGUCAGAAGAAGCCCAUGUCUGCCUACCCUGCAGGGAGGGCUGCCCCUACUGUGCCGAUGACAGCCCCUGCUUUGUCCAGGAGGAUAAGUAUUUACGACUUGCUAUCAUCUCCUUCCAAGCCCUGUGUAUGCUGCUCGACUUCAUUAGCAUGCUGGUGGUCUACCACUUUCGCAAAGCAAAGAGCAUCAGGGCAUCGGGUCUUAUCCUGUUGGAAACAAUCCUUUUUGGGUCUCUGCUUCUAUACUUUCCGGUGGUUAUUUUGUACUUUGAGCCAAACACAUUUCGCUGUAUUCUCCUAAGAUGGGUCCGCCUCCUUGGUUUUGCUACCGUUUAUGGAACUGUCACUCUCAAGCUCCACAGGGUUUUGAAAGUGUUUCUUUCACGAACAGCCCAAAGGAUUCCAUAUAUGACUGGUGGACGAGUUAUGAGGAUGCUGGCAGUAAUACUUCUGGUAGUAUUUUGGUUUCUUGUUGGCUGGACUUCGUCUGUUUGCCAGAAUUUGGAGAGGCAGAUUUCUCUUAUUGGCCAAGGGCAAACAUCUGAUCACCUCAUCUUCAAUAUGUGCCUCAUUGAACGCUGGGAUUACAUGACAGCAGUUGCUGAAUUUUUAUUCCUCUUGUGGGGUGUUUAUCUCUGCUACGCAGUGCGGACAGUCCCAUCAGCAUUUCACGAGCCACGCUACAUGGCCGUUGCAGUUCACAAUGAGCUGAUCAUCUCUGCUAUAUUCCAUACAAUUAGAUUUGUUCUUGCCUCGAGGCUUCAGUCUGAUUGGAUGUUGAUGCUGUAUUUUGCACAUACUCAUUUGACCGUGACAGUCACCAUUGGGUUGCUUCUGAUUCCAAAGUUUUCACAUUCAAGCAAUAAUCCACGAGAUGACAUUGCUACAGAAGCAUAUGAGGAUGAGCUAGACAUGGGUCGGUCUGGAUCCUACCUGAACAGCAGUAUCAACUCAGCUUGGAGUGAGCACAGCUUGGAUCCAGAGGACAUUCGGGAUGAGCUGAAGAAACUCUAUGCUCAGUUGGAAAUAUAUAAAAGGAAGAAGAUGAUCACAAAUAACCCCCACCUACAGAAAAAGCGGUGCUCGAAAAAGGGGCUAGGUCGUUCAAUUAUGAGGCGUAUAACUGAAAUCCCAGAGACAGUCAGCAGACAGUGUUCCAAAGAGGACAAGGAAGUCACAGAGCACAGCACGGCCAAGAGCACUGCCCUCGUUAAGAAGAACCCUCAAGAGUCUUCAGGUAACACUGGGAAACCCAAGGAGGAGUCCCUGAAAAACAGAGUCUUCUCGCUGAAGAAAUCCCACAGCACUUAUGAUCAUGUAAGAGAACAAACGGAAGAGUCCAACAGUUUACCUACUGAGAGCCAAGAAGAGGAGGCUACUGAAAACUCCACACUGGAGUCUCUGUCAGGGACAAAACUAACACAAACGCUGAAAGAAAACAGCGAAGCUGAGUCCACAGAGUCUGUGCCUUUGGUGUGUAAGUCAGCAAGUGCUCACAAUCUCAGCUCAGAGAAGAAGCCGGGCCACCCACGAACAUCCAUGUUACAGAAGUCUCUCAGUGUCAUAGCAAGUGCCAAGGAGAAGACUCUUGGAUUAGCAGGGAAAACCCAAACAUCAGGUGUGGAAGAACGUGCUAAAUCCCAGAAACCUCUGCCAAAAGAUAAAGAGGCAAACAGAAAAUACUCAAAUUCAGAUAACGCAGAGACUAAAGAUUCUGUUCCUCAAAACCCCGGUCACUUGGAGGAGCCAGGAAAACCUCAGAAAUCUGGAAUUAUGAAACAACAAAGGUCCAACCUCCCCGCUGCCAAUUCUGACAUGAGCCCAGGUACCGCCGAAAUGAAGGACAACUUUGACAUAGGGGAAGUGUGCCCUUGGGAGAUUUAUGACCUGACCCCUGGUCCUGUGCCUUCAGAAUCAAAAGUUCAAAAGCACGUAUCUAUUGCAGCUUCUGAAAUGGAGAAACACCCAACAUUUUCCUUAAAGGAGAAAUCUCAUCACAAGCCUAAGGCAACUGAACUAUGUCAGCAAUCCAAUCAGAAGAGCAGAGACAAGGUUGAAGUCUGCCCUUGGGAGAACCAAGGUCAGCCCCUUUUUGAAGAUGAGAAGCUUUUGAUAUCCAAGACUCAGGCUCCCCCAGGGAGGGCAAAAGAUGAGAAUGGUGGUCAACAUUAUGCAGCCAAUGUGUGUGCUGGGCAAUAUGAAGAACUGCCCCCCAAAGUUGUGGCAUCAAAAGUAGAGAAUGGAAAUCUUAACCAAAUAGGAGACCAGGAAAAAAAGACAUCUUCCUAUAAUUCAAGUAAUAACUUUCAGCAGUCUUUAACAUCACGAGCUGAGGUGUGUCCUUGGGAGUUUGAGUCCCCAGAUCAACCAAAUGCUGAAAGUAAUGUAGCUUUACCUGCCUCUUUGGCUUUAAAUGCAAAUCAGAUAGCAGGGCCUAGAAAAUAAGAGGUCUGGGAUACCUUCAAAGUGCAGCAUCCCCAGAAUGAAAAGAAAGAAAACUUGAAUUUGAUGUAAGACAGAAGAUAUAAGGAUCAAAAAUUUCAAAGAGUAUUUGCCAAUCAGGGGAAAUAUGAAAGGCAUGGAAAGGUAGAAGAAGACUAAGGAGGGUAGAGAAACAUCAUCACGGAGAAGUUAGACUGGCCAAAAAGUCUUUCCCCUGGUAACACUAGGAAAACCUUCACAUUUCAGCGUGUAUAGAGGAAGUUGCCCACAAUGCCUGCCCCUGAUCAGUAUUUACCCACAGGACUUUGAAGAUCCUCAUCAAGGCAAGCCAGAAGACACAGAAAAGGUAUGAGAUUUGCAAAGAAGAAGGUAUAAAUGAAAUUCUAAGUAGCUGACUGAAAAGAACUUACUCUACCUAUAUAACCUUGAUAACACUGCUAAC
Molecule: messenger RNA, 4036 nt
Organism: Artibeus jamaicensis (Jamaican fruit-eating bat)
Lineage: Eukaryota; Metazoa; Chordata; Mammalia; Chiroptera; Phyllostomidae
Gene: GPR158
Product: G protein-coupled receptor 158
Exons: 11
Coding region: 1-3597 (1198 amino acids)
Biological process (GO): G protein-coupled receptor signaling pathway
Cellular component (GO): membrane
Molecular function (GO): G protein-coupled receptor activity
Source: RefSeq, a predicted model, not a curated record